AUUCCUGACCGAUAUUUUUUUUUCCGGUGACAGUAAAAUGUAGGUCUUCAGGGUCAUUCAAUUAAAGAGCCAAAUGAAAUGGAGGGGAAUAAAGAUGAACGCCACCAGUUGAAUGGGCCUAAUGACCAUCAGCGGCGGAGUUUAGAGUCUCAUCAGCGCCAGUCUGAGCGACCAAUCACAGCGCUCCCCCACCGGCGGACCUCCGCGAGGCCAGUCGCAGUUAGGCGGUGUAACCUAUCUCGCUUGGAAAUUAUGAAGGGAGCCAGCUUCAGUCGACUCUAGAUGGAGAAAAGUUAAAUUCGGGCAUUUUUUCACUAUCAUUUUGAGAAUUACCGCGCGUUCUGCAGGAUAGUUGCACAGUAACUUGCGUUGUGCAAACAAACGGAAUUUUCCGAUAUUAGAUGAAUGUCACAUGUAUCAGAAAAUCUCUGAACAUCUCGUCAGGCUCUCUCUUUGUCUUUAUCUCUCGUGCUCGCGUUUUUUUUUCUUUCCCCGCUUUCGGCCGCAAUGAUGGAUUAUCAAUGAUGGAGCAGCGCAAGUGAAAAGCAAAAUUAAAAACAGGUGGCAGAUCCAGCAACAGUUCAAGCUGUCCUGAUCAUCCUCUGCCACAAUAACAGGCUGCCAUCUGAGAGACGCGGAGAUACAGUGCGCAGGCUCUCCCAGCGCUCCUCUCCAGCAUCAAACCCCAGAGCAACGCACAGCGGACACUCCAGGUUUGUCGAAAAACCCCCCUGAAGAGAAAAUCUGGAAAUCACGCAGAACAUUUAGAGGCGCCAGAAGAACAUUUCUGGAACAUUAGUCAGUGGGAGAACUGCUGUCUUUGUGUCUCUCUGUUUUUUUCUCCCUCUGCUGAACUCUCCUCAGAAGGUCAGAGGAGCAUGUAACUGAAACAAGUGGAGCCCUCGGUGAUUUCAGCAUUCUGUCUCCCCCAUCUGUGCCUACAUUCUCCGCCACAGAUAGGGACGUUUUUGAUAAUUACAUAUAAUUAUAAUUUCUGUGGGAGACAGAUCUGCCUCUGUCUAUUAUUGCCAACACCUCCAACACAAUAACUUCACACAUUUACAUAUUUCUCAACAAAAGUGAUAUUCUUUGAACCUCGGGAGACAAAUCAGAAAUAAUUUUACUUGGAGAGACAUGUCACAUGGAGACGCAAUGUGCCAUUCACUUCAUAUCUAAUUAGUGAUAUGGUUUGAAUGACACGGGUAACUUUUUGUGCCUAAAAAGCUGAAUAGCGAGCAUUUAAAAAAUCUGUGACGUUUGCCUCAUUUUCUAAUGUGUGUUUGCAGGCUGGGAGCCUUGGUUUAUGCUUACUCCUAAUUUUCAGCUGUUACAGUCUUCUAGCACUUAAGCUCCCUCAUUAUCACCCUCCCGGCCCAAUCACACUCACAGUGCGUGCCAGGCGAGUACGGAUGCACAUUAAUCCAAGCAUAGAAAAGAUUGAGAUAAAGUACACAGUGUAUCUAUAGAUGUGACGAGUGCCUCGAACAAGUUAACAUGGAGAUGCGUUCCUGCAGGCGUCAUUAAUAGACGGUUUUUAUUAGUGGUGCAGCCUGAUUUGAUUGUUUACAAUGCAUACAAACACAUGAGAAUUAUAGAUUUCGUACAUUUUUUCACAAAAGAGUUAAAUAAGUGCCAAUUCUGAAUGUACGCAGUGCCGUCCAGGAAUCAGCAAAACAGAUUAAGCUGUUUACAUUUGAUAAAACACUACGACUAGACUAUUGUCCAAGUGCCAUGACAAGCACAGGAAUGUACAGCACUGCCAUAUUUUAUUGAAAAUCCUUUCUACAAAUUUUUACUGGCCUUUGUGGUUACAAAAAUUAAUUCCAUCCAGCAGUACGUCAGAUUUUUGUCCUUUUGUUCAGUGCACAGUGUAGAACAAGGCAUUAAGGACUAAAAGCAUGAAGAUUGUUGUUUUCAGUUUGUCCUUUUUACAAAGCUGCCUCCAUUUUAGUGUUCUACACUUGAGAGGGCAAAAGAUGAAGUCAUUACACAUUCAGAGUUGCUUUCUAGCAGCAAACUAAAACCAUUUUAAUACCAUUAUCGACAAUUAUUGAAACCUACCAAUUGUUUUUGAUAGUGUUAGUCCUUCUCAUUUGUGCGGUUCCCGACCUUUUCUAAUAUUACACCAUAUAAACGCUCAGUUUCUGACAAAACAAAAAAGCAGGCUUUGAAUUUUCCUCGUCCAACAUUGCUGAAUGAAACUGCUGAUACAUCAUCAAUAUCCAGUAGGUUGUACAUGCUACUUAAAUAUUUCACAUGCCAUUUUAGUGGGUUAAACUGCAAAAGCGGAUACAGUGUUGUAACUGCAUUGACUCAACAACAGAAAAUAGAUCUCUUAGUCAUGUAAAAAUGACGCCCACCGCCAAUCUCCGAGUCCUCGCUGUCUCCCUGCUCUCCCUCCUUACUGCCCCGCUCACCACUGUUGCCGAGACCUCUCCGUCCCCCCCUCCUCAGCACAUAGACCGCUCAGGGAGGCCUUUCACUGAGCAGCCCAAGAUCGGCCCCAGCCCGUCUCUGCUGCUCCUCGCCAUGCAGGCCAACAUUAGGCCAGCUGCUCUCCAAGGCAGGACCAAAACCCCAGAGAAACUUCCAGAAACCUCAGAGGGAGUUCUGGAGGCGCCUCCAAGACCCCUUCCCCAGAUCAUGUUCCCCAAGAAUGUGACUUCAUCAGAUGCUCUUGCACCUCCCUUAGGUGCCGCCCAGGUAGCGCCCAUUCGACCCCGCAUCAUAGACAUAUGGAUGGAUGUAUGUCGGGGUUAUUACGACGUAAUGGGACACUUUGACAGCGCUUUCAACUGCUCCAAGGACACCUUCGUGUAUUGCUGUGGAACCUGCCACUACCGCUUCUGCUGCCCAGAGCGAAGCCGGCAACUGGAGCAGGACAGCUGUAAAAACUAUGACUCUCCAGACUGGGCCAAGCCGCAGACAGACGCCAUGAUGCUACCAGAGGAACUAGGUCCCGACCCAGACUUUGAUCCACUGAAGCAGCAGAGCCACAACACAGGCUUCGUCAUCGGGGGCGUGAUCGUGUUCAUGGUGGCUGUCGCUGUGGGCAUUAAGGUGGUCUUCAACAAGGUGCAACAAGAAGCCAACCAACGGGACCUCAACAUGCCCAGAGCCCUGGUUGACAUGUUGCGGCACCAGUCGAGUCCAGUCCAGCAGGAUGAGAGGAACAACAGCGUGGCUCUGGCUGUAGGGGAUGGAACAGGGACGCUGGGGAGACCUCCAAAAAAUCUGUAUGCCCCAGGACUGCCCAGCAAGGACAACAGAUUGGGCAAUCUGCAGCACAAUUUCAUCCACUCAUCAGGCACCAGCCCCAAACACACGGCGACUAUCGAGCGCACCCCUCGGAUGAACAAUGCUCAGCUGGCAGCUGGAGGCACCCUGCUUUCCAGUAAACACAACAACACCAAAUCCCAGCCUUCCUUCCAUCACUCCCUGCACAACCUGGCUCAGCUGCCGCCCUCCUAUGAGAGCGCCACCAAGCCUGAGCUCAACAGAUACUCCUCGCUCAAACGCCUCGAGAAAGGUCUUGAUGAGUACUCGUCUGGUUACUGCACCACCAAGCGCCGGCCCCACACAGCCCAGCCGGCCCUCCAGUCCUCUCAGCACCACCUCCACUGGGGUGGAGACUACACCCUCAGUGGGAGAGGAACCCUCCCGAGGCACGCAGUCCGUCCCUGGAUCCCUCCGCCACCUUCUGGCAUGCCGGCCUCACCCACCCCCAAUCCGUACCCUCUGGAUCCUCCAGAGCCCCAGUACAACCAGUACGACACUCUCUCCAAGCCGGCGAGGAAAGUGAAGUCCACCGACCAGCUGCUCAACAUGGGUGACGUCCCUGGCAACACUGGGACCCUGUCCAGGUUGUCCAAGAACCAGCAGCACCAGUACUACAAAGCCAUGGCUGCCUCCAAUAAGAACUCCAACACGCAGACGCUCACCAGGAAGACCCAGGACAGGAGGGGGGACAGGGGGGGAAGGGAGGACAGGCAGGAGAGACAGGAGAGACAGGAUCGGCUGCUCAUGUCCCCAGACCACUUGGAGGAGAGGAUGGGCGGGAUGGGGGUCGUAGAUCCGUACGCCCACACGGGAGGCAUCGUCCCCACGCUGCCUCGCCAGCAGAAGGCCCAGUCCCAGCAGAACGUCUGCGCCACGCCCUCCCUCGACCGGCACCACAUGAUCAAGAUGAACUCUCACCCCACGUCCGGACGGGAGCAGGAGAGGAACACGGCCAUGACGGGGCACAUGAGCGGGGGCAUGGGCUGGGCGGGGGAGAUGCCCGGGCAAGGGGUCGUCAUGGGAACGGGAACACUAGGGGGCCACAGCGCCAGGAGGAUGGCUUUUGCAGCGAAAAGGCAGAACACCAUCGAGCAGCUACAUUUCAUACCGGGAGGUGGCGGCAGCGGCGGGGGGUCGGCAGGAAGUGGAGGAGGAGGAGGGAGUCAGGGGAUCAGGACGGGGAGUAAAAAUGAGGUGACAGUGUGAGGUUUGUGCCUAAUGUAGAGUUUAGCCCUCAUCAACGGUGUGGGAGUAGAUCACCCUACUGCAUUUAACUAUUAGAUAUACGACUACAAGAAAUAAACCUAGCAGUGUAAAGUAUAGUGACAGUGCUUAGGCUAUUCAAAUUAGUGUUAUCUUGUAAUUAAAUAACUUCAGUAUAAUUAAAAAUCUAGGUGAGGAAUAUUUGUUCCAAUUAUGUGAUAGCCUACAUCAGCCAUAUUUUGUAAUAAGAUUUGCCAUAUUGCCAUAUAUACAGUGGUGCCAUUAUUUGUAGAAAGACUGACUGGGAGGGGGUGAAACAAAACAACAGAAGUGUCGUUCAUAAUUUUGUUUCUAUAUAUGUUUUUCAAAAAGUACUCA
Molecule: messenger RNA, 4860 nt
Organism: Plectropomus leopardus (leopard coralgrouper)
Lineage: Eukaryota; Metazoa; Chordata; Actinopteri; Perciformes; Serranidae
Source: RefSeq, a predicted model, not a curated record